This is a messenger RNA of Melitaea cinxia (Glanville fritillary), 1147 nucleotides long. RefSeq lists its product as uncharacterized. The record is from RefSeq and is a predicted model, not a curated record. NCBI's taxonomy places the organism in Eukaryota, Metazoa, Arthropoda, Insecta, Lepidoptera, Nymphalidae. The transcript has 4 exons. The coding region runs from base 184 to 663 and encodes 159 amino acids.
AAAAAAAAAAUAACGACCGAAAACGGAAAAACGAAAACGACGGCGUGCCCGAUUUACUUUCAUCAUCUAAUAUCUACAAUAAUGUAUUAAAAUGAGCUGUUUUUACAAGUAAAAUUAAAAUAAUCGGUAUUAUUAAGACAUUGUGAUAGUUAUUUACAUAGUGCGUCAUUUUUUAUCAUCAAAAUGAAGGAUCCCUUUGUGAACGACUCCGGUAUUGAUUCGCCAGCGAGAGAUAGCCUUAAAAAUAUUGAAGGAUGUUAUAAUAAGAAUUUAUUUAAAGGCAAAUCUUUUGCUAAUUCACGUCGUGCCUUGCAAUCUGGGGCUGAAAAAAUAUCAAGGACAUUUAAGAGCGUUCGAAAUACGUUCGGUAAUCUGUCACAGCAUUUUAGACUUGGUGGAAGACGUAGACAUAGGCUGACAGAGGCUAUAUCUCCGUGUCAUAUACCAUCAACUCCGGUUAACAAGAAGAAACAGGUACUAGGCAGGAGUCCCACAAAGCUCUACAGUCCAUUUGGCAUCGAAACACCUCACAGUCGUGAUUUUAGGAUGUCACCUUACAUGCCUGACACGCCAGAGCACGGAAUAUCACCUAAGAGACGUAAAGGUGUUACUCAAUCCUGGCACCUACUGGCCAAGAAAAGGCCUAGAGCUCUCUUCCAAUAACAUUCUAAUAAUUAAUAUUACACACAAAUAACCCACCGCUUAAUGUAAGUCUACUAUAAAACAAGCUUCGAUUACAAUAGUUUAAUUUUGUAUUAUUGGUGCUAUGAAGUUAUGUCGAACGCUUUAUCAAGAUGCUUUGAUGGAUGCUGGAAUGGUAGCUUGUUGAGUCGAGGACAGACUGAUAAUUUGUAUUGAAUAUAGGUGUCAAUUCUAAUGUAAUGACUUGAACAAAAAUAUAAUGUUUGCUACCAUUACAUUUUUGCAUAUGCAUUUAUGUAGGAAGUGGACUGUUUUAUGGAAAGACUAAAUUGUACUAGAAAGUUUAUUUAGUGACUUGUACAUCAGAAUUGACACUAAUAUCUAAUGUAUUUUAUACUAUAAUGUAAUAUGAGUGUUUGGUGACACUGUUUAUCUUAAUAUACAACAUUGUUAAGAUAUAAAUUAUUCAAAUUGUGCAGGUUAAAAUAUUAAUCUGCAAGUAUUU